Drosophila elegans is the source of this 884-nucleotide messenger RNA. Its product is annotated as pre-mRNA-splicing factor Syf2. Gene Ontology annotation, cellular component: catalytic step 2 spliceosome; Prp19 complex; post-mRNA release spliceosomal complex. Bases 101 to 781 code for a protein of 226 amino acids. The record is from RefSeq and is a predicted model, not a curated record. Lineage: Eukaryota; Metazoa; Arthropoda; Insecta; Diptera; Drosophilidae. The transcript has a single exon.
UUAAAACCAUAAAGCGAGCUAGAAAAAAACAAAGAAAGAUAAACAACGUAAAUUCACGAAAUUUUAUAAAAAAAAAAACAAAUUUCCCGAACAAAUAGCAAUGGAAGCGACCAAAACGGCUGCGGAAAAGCUGGCUGAGCGCAAGGCGCGUCUUCUGGAGCUGCACAAGAAGCGGCAGGAGGCCCGGACGGACAACCAUCAGGAAGUAGUCGCGGAGGACGCCCGCAAGAAGCUGCCAAAGAACUGGGAGGCACGAAAGCGCCAGGCGGAGUGGAUCCUGGCGGACGACAAAGCGCGCUCGGAUGCGCAGGCGGCUGGCAAGGACUACGAACGGCUCAAGCUCCUCGAGGUCUCAGCGGUGGAUGCGGAACGCAUUGAGAAGAAGAAGAAGCGUAAGGACAACCCGGACCUUGGUUUCUCCACCUAUGAAGCACAGACGGCCAGACAGUACAACAGAUUGGUCAAGAGCAUGCCCGCCCGCGACAUGGCCAAAUACGAGAGGCAGAAGGAGGAGCUCGGCGAUGCCUUCUAUGGCGGUGCCCACACCACAUUGCAUUCGAGGACGAAGGACACGCCUGGUGCCAUCAACAACAUGGUGCAGGACCUGGAGCAACAGAUCGAGCGCCGCAAGAAGUACUCCCGCAGGCGAAUUUACAACGACGACGCGGACGUGGACUUCAUCAACGAGCGCAACUCCAAGUUCAACAAGAAGCUGGACCGAUUCUACAGCGAGCACACAGCGGAAAUCAAACAGAAUUUGGAGCGCGGAACAGCUAUCUAAGUUUAAUCUUUCGUUUAGUAAUUUUAAGGUCAAAAUUCGAAGAGUACCUAAUCUACUUUGUGUACAUUUACUUUUGGUAUACAUAUGUAUGUGAAGCCAGUAA